This is a messenger RNA of Lagopus leucura (white-tailed ptarmigan), 480 nucleotides long. Its product is annotated as myotubularin-related protein 5-like. The annotation marks the transcript as partial. The record is from RefSeq and is a predicted model, not a curated record. The transcript has 4 exons. Lineage: Eukaryota; Metazoa; Chordata; Aves; Galliformes; Phasianidae.
AUGUCCUUGCAGGUGGUCUCCUUGGUGCAGCUCUUGUCAGACCCUUACUACCGGACGCUGGAGGGCUUCCGCCUGCUGGUGGAGAAGGAGUGGUUGUCCUUUGGGCACCGCUUCAGCCACCGUGGGGCCCAGACCUUGGCUGGCCAGAGCAGUGGCUUUGCUCCCAUCUUCCUGCAGUUCCUGGACUGCGUGCACCAGAUCCACCUGCAGUUCCCCAUGGAGUUUGAGUUCAGUCUGUACUACCUGAAGUUCCUCAGCUACCACUACAUCUCCAAUCGGUUCCGGACUUUCCUGCUGGAUUCUGACUACGAACGCAUCGAGCUGGGCCUCCUGUAUGAGGAGAAGGGUGAACGCAAAUGCCAGCAGGUCUACAAGUCCAUCUGGGAUUACAUCGACCGGCUGAACAAGAAAGCUCCUGUCUUCUUCAACUACAUGUAUGCCCCCGAGGAUGGGGAGGUGCUGCGGCCGUACAGCAACAUU